AUGUUCGAGAAAAAGUUCAACAUUGAAGUACAAACUUUACAGCCUUUACGUGAGUUUCUUGCACAACUGAAAGAAGAAGGUAGUCAGCCACAACUUAUAGACUUUCAUUAUGAAUUUAAUGAAAAUGAAGAUGGAACACAUGACUGUCAGUUUGUUAUAUAUUCACCAUUCAAUGAAGUAGCUAAAAAGAAAGAAAAUCCAUUACGUAUAAGAUUUCAAAUCUCUGAACCCAAUGAAGAUUUCAAGAAUGUUUUCAAUUAUGAUGCAAUGCUUCCGAGGAAAAAUGAAUUUUCAAAGAUUGUAACACCUGGCAUUUGGGAUAGAAAGCAAGCUAUAUUAUAUUCAAACUUAAGUAAGGGAGUUGAAAAUGAGUUCAUUGGUCAUACAAGAACUUCACCACUUCCUAACCCUAAAUACUAUAAAUUAACUGGCUUCAAUCGUGAGUUUUGGAUAGACAUGUUCUCCACUCAUGACCAUAACUGCCCAGUGUUCUUACCUCCAGACCAUAAAGACUGUCUCUACAUUGAAGCACAACUCUUAAACUCUACCAUCGCAGUAUUGUAA
Molecule: messenger RNA, 564 nt
Organism: Trichomonas vaginalis G3
Lineage: Eukaryota; Parabasalia; Trichomonadida; Trichomonadidae
Exons: 1
Coding region: 1-564 (187 amino acids)
Source: RefSeq, a predicted model, not a curated record